Micropterus dolomieu (smallmouth bass) is the source of this 1689-nucleotide messenger RNA. RefSeq names its product nei-like DNA glycosylase 1 (gene neil1). Gene Ontology annotation, cellular component: nucleus. Gene Ontology annotation, biological process: base-excision repair. Bases 338 to 1606 code for a protein of 422 amino acids. The transcript has 10 exons. Lineage: Eukaryota; Metazoa; Chordata; Actinopteri; Centrarchiformes; Centrarchidae. Gene Ontology annotation, molecular function: DNA-(apurinic or apyrimidinic site) endonuclease activity; zinc ion binding; DNA N-glycosylase activity. The record is from RefSeq and is a predicted model, not a curated record.
UUCAAUAAAUUAUUAGAAAACAUAACAAAAACUUUUUAUAUACAGUCUAUGCUUAGAAUACGUCAGAAAACGCGCAGGUUACUGAUAAACAACGAGCGUGGAAAGCCUGCAGAUCUCGCGAUAUUUUGGAAUGACUAAAUUAAUGUUACACAACUUGUUUAGUAACAAGCAUGUUAGGAAAGCCUCUUGGUUAGUGCCGUGCCUGCCCCAUUGCCCUGCAAAGAGUAGAGAAGCCUAACUCCGUAGGUUAUGCAGUAAGUCCGAUAAAGUUAUUUUAACGACGGCGAGGUCUAUUUCCUGGUGUGGUUGCAGCACAGCUUAAUUUUGUUCCAACAAAAUGCCAGAGGGCCCAGAGCUCCACCUGGCUAGCCUUUAUGUGAACAAAAUGUGUAAUGGAGUGGUGUUUACUGGACCGGUCAGAAAAUCUGAGGUCAGCAAGAGUCCUGACGUGCCCUUCAACUGUGAGUCCUAUUGGAUCGCAGCUGCUUCCAGGGGGAAGGAAGUGAAGCUCACGCUAACGCCCUUGAAGAGUGAUGAUCCAAAACAGAGAGUAAAGGCUGAACAGGCAGACCAGCCCAUGGACAUAGUCUUCCGAUUCGGGAUUUCGGGUUAUUUCUGCUUCACCACAGAGGAUGAGCUGCCCAAACAUGCCCAUCUGUGUUUUUAUUCCAAAGAGAAACCCUGCAGAGUGCUGAGCUUUGUGGAUGUACGCAGGUUUGGAAGCUGGCAGUCCAAUGGGACGUGGCAGCCUAACAGAGGGCCCUGUGUCAUGUUUGAGUAUAAAAGCUUCAGGGAAAACGUUGUGUCGCACCUAUCUGACCACGCCUUUGACAGGCCCAUCUGUGAAGUUCUGCUCAAUCAGAAGUACUUCAACGGUAUCGGGAACUACCUGAGGGCUGAAAUACUUUUCAGGUUGAACAUUGCACCCUUUGUGCCUGCAAGGAGCAUACUGGAAGGCCUUGAGUCAGAAGAUUUAUGUGAGAAAGAGGAGCCUUUGAAAAACGAGACCCACACAAAGACCUCAGACAGAGCUAGACAGAAAAUGGUGAAAGGGCAGACUGGUGACCUGCUCAGACUGUGUCAUACAGUACCUCUUGAAGUGUUAACCUUAGGUGGAAAGGGCUACGAUCCUGUGAAGGCAGACUACUCUGGCUUUGAGGCAUGGCUGCAGUGUUACAAUGUGGAUGGAAUGAAAUCUAUCCGGGACCACAAUGGCAGAACUAUAUGGUUCAACGGAGAACCAGGGCCCAUGGCACCUAAAGAUUCAAAGUCACCUAAGGCAAAAAAAUGGAAGAAGAAAGAAGAUGACCAUGAUUACACAGACAAGAAAAAGGUGGCCAGAAGUCGCUCUGCAAGCACAACAAAGAAAAAGGUGGUCAAACAGGAAACUGUGAACAAAACGCCAAAGAAAGAGCAGGACAUGCGUUUGAAGGAAGUCGGAUCCAAGAGAAUAAAGACUGAAAAUACCCGGGGAGUAAACACACCUCCGCAUGAAAAAGGAGUCAGUCACUCAAUUGCACGUAGGAGGAAGAGCAGCAGUGCAGAGCCAACAGCUGCAGGUCCACUGAGGCGAAGUGCCAGACUGACCAAACAGAACAACAUGUAAAAAGAAAAAGGGAGGAACCACUGAAAUAUUACACAAUAUGCCUUUUUUAAUAUUUGUUAAUAAAACAUGUUUUUACAAAAGUC